Messenger RNA from Amyelois transitella, 1833 nucleotides. RefSeq lists its product as uncharacterized. The transcript is spliced from 2 exons. The record is from RefSeq and is a predicted model, not a curated record. NCBI's taxonomy places the organism in Eukaryota, Metazoa, Arthropoda, Insecta, Lepidoptera, Pyralidae. The coding region runs from base 135 to 1424 and encodes 429 amino acids.
CUAGUCCCCGACUCAGACAAACUGAGGACAACUCCUGAUUGUACUUACUCAUAUACUUAAGAACAAUAUCGGCCAAAAUUUCUUCAUUUAUUUUUUGUAUUUUCUUGCUUAGAGUUGUUCAAUAAAAGCCAGCCAUGGAAGCAUACAGUGAAGAUUCAAAUAAAUUUAUUACGGAAGAAAAUUUAAAGCAAAUAGUUGAGAAUUGUGGUUACACAGACAAAGAACUAAGUUUUAAAACUUAUCUUAAACAUGCUAGUGAUAAAAUGCUAGGGUUUAUAGCUGAUUACUGGCGGCUUCAAAUACAUGUGACGAAUAACAAAUCGGGGUCAAGAAAAGUGCUACACUUUUUCAUUAAAGGCGCGUCAAAAUCUAACGAAGCAAAAGCAAACAUGGCGAAAGAGUAUAACCUGCUUGAAAAAGAAGUAUUAUUGUAUGCUACCAUCAAAAAGAAGCUUGAUAUUAAUGAUCUAAGACCGUGGAGUCCCAAAAUGAUAGCAAUCAUUGAUGAUGAUGCGUUGGUGUUUGAAGAUUUAGCAGCUUUACAAUACAAAUUGCGAAAUAAAUUUGAAAGAUUUGAUAAACCGCAUACUUUACAAGCCCUGAAUACAUUAUCGCGAUUUCAUGCUUCUUCUAUCGUAUACGAAGAAAAAAAAAGUAAAAUAUCAGGGCGUUCUUGUUUCUUAUACAAUGAAUAUAGUCAAUUAACGAGAGAUCUUGUCUAUACUAAAACAAAUACGUGGUUCUUACAAUGCAUGAACGGAGCCUUAGAAGCAAUACGAACUUACUCAAAAUACAAAGAUAAUAAAGAAGCAUUAACGAAAAUAGAGAAAAGCUGGGAAAAUAUUUGGUUCUCUGCUUUAGAAUUAACCGAAAUCUCAACCAAAUACAGGAAUGUUAUAUGUCAUCGGGAUUUAUGGAACAAUAACUUGAUGUUUCACUAUAAACAAUCGGGAGAUUGUUUAGAACCAGACGACUGUGUUUUGGUGGACUUUCAGGCUUUUAAAUGUCAUCCACCAACGGGUGACGUUAUGCAAUUACUGUACUGUAAUUUAGACCCUGUAUUUCGAGAAACUCAUUUAAAUACCUUUUUAAACUAUUACUACAAACAAUUAACAGUCAACCUUGCUAAUCAUGGUAUAGAAAUUAAUGAAAUCUUAAAUAAACAGGAUUUCUUAGCCUCAGCUGAGGAAAUGACUAAAUGGGGUCUCGUUUCAUGCGCUUGCCUAAUUCAAUUAUUUUGGGUUGAUGAUGAAUUGACUACUGAAACUUUUUCGGACUCGGAACAGUUCAAUCAAAUAAUGUCCGAAAAUAAGGGCGAGUUUUUAAAGAAAAUGAUGAGCAUUAACGAGGAUUAUAAGAACAAGGUUUUGGGAAUCUUUGAAGAAAUUGUUGAAAAAUAUUGUAUACCUGAACUUGCUAAAUAAUUUAUUAGAUAUCAAUUCAUUGCACACUCAUUAAUAAAAAAAUGGGAUACAUCCUGUUUUAAUUCAUUAUUUUCUUGCAAACACUACAAAAAACAUUGUAGAUAUAUAUUUAACUGAUCUAAUAAUACCGUUCGUCUUAAACUUAACGAACAUUUUCAGUGGGAACAUUAGCAUCGUUUUUAACGGCGUUAUAGCUCCAAACUGGAUUAGGGACGAAUUUGUUGUCUUCCAGCUUCCGAGUCCCAUAUUUUCUAUACCAAGGAUCCUCAUCUCUUUUGCUGUAUAUGUCACAAAAUGGACGAAUGAGAAGAAUGUAUAGCAACUCCACGAAACUCAAGAUACUAGCGCCGAGAAAAAGACCCCCGGUACCUCCAGUAGACACUGAAAUUUUAUAAAGGGUUUUAAAAUA